AUGCAUUCACGCGGCCGCCAGUGGAAUGCCUACGAGACGUUUCUCCUGCAGAAUGCAUCGCAGAUCACAUCCCUAGAAUCGUCUCUUCGAAGCAUCACCUACUUUUUGCCAGGACGCUUCAAAGAUGCUGAACUAGCUGGCGAGGCCAUCUAUGCACUCGUGCACCUGCUUAGCCUGUACCAUGACUCGGUCCUAUUCCGGAUCGUGUACUCACAUGGCACACGCGAUGCAAAAGUCGCCAACGUGCUUGCAGGAGCAAAUAUCCCCAAGCUGUCCCUUCAUGCACGAUACACGUCGUAUUGGUGCACGGUGAGCAAGCGCUACGGCUAUGCAGCAAGGGCGCUUAUGCUCAUUGAGGCGACGCAGCUGCUCGCCGAAAUGGUCGCACGUCGUAAACUCAACAAGCAGCGUGCAUGGGAUGUCGUGAUUGCCAUCGAGGUCGUCAAGGCUUUCUUGCGCUUCACACUCGUCCGCACCACUCAAGAUCGUCCCGUCAUAUCGCCACCACUACCCCAGCGUGAAUUUGACCCUGCGCAGCUCGAGCGAAACCCCGCGGCUUUGCCAAUGACCUGGCGUGGCGAGCGAACAGGCUGUAUCAGGCGCUCAUUGGCAUCGAUGGCCGGUCGCGAUGCGUACGAGCAGCUCCUGUCGUUCACGCUCACUGAACAGGAUGUGUCUGCACCGCCGCUGCUAGUGCGCGCGUUCCAGAACAACAUGGCGCGCUUUGCUGAAUCAGUUUGGAUCCUACGCCCAUGCAUCUACGUGAUCCUGCUCCGAAUCUAUGGCGCACGCGAUCCGCGGCCCUUUACCACGUCGUUCGUGGUAGAACUGCUGGCACGCACACUGAGAACCAAUGCGCUAGUGCCACGCGGCAAGAGCGCUUCCAACUUGCCGCCGCCACCCACGACAUCCAUCUCCCUGUGGCUCUCAGUCCUGGGCAUCGAAAACUCGUUCCUCGACUGGCUCGCUAGCUCUUUGUCAGUCCAACCCCGCCACCCCUCCCUCAAGCCCGUGAGUGCCGUCGAGGGUGAGGAGUGGACUGCUCGUAAGCGCUCUCUUUGGUGGUACCUGCUCCGCGGCCCCGUCUGGUACCGUUGGACACGGCCAAAAAUUGCCCACUUCGUCACACGCACCGAACACCGCCGCAUCAUUGGUUUCUUUGGCUCCAUCGCCAAGGAAUACCUGCCUCUGAUUGACGAAUACUAUUACUACGCGGCGGUCUAA
Malassezia globosa CBS 7966 is the source of this 1224-nucleotide messenger RNA. RefSeq lists its product as uncharacterized. Gene Ontology annotation, cellular component: peroxisomal membrane. The record is from RefSeq and is a predicted model, not a curated record. The coding region runs from base 1 to 1224 and encodes 407 amino acids. NCBI's taxonomy places the organism in Eukaryota, Fungi, Basidiomycota, Malasseziomycetes, Malasseziales, Malasseziaceae. The transcript has a single exon. Gene Ontology annotation, biological process: peroxisome organization.